UUCUUCCUCCCCUCUCUCUCUCUCUCUCUCUCUCUCCUCUCAGCUCCAAAUUCUAGGGUCUCAAAAUUCACAUUCGAAUUUCCACAAAUUGACCAUCAGAUCUUAAACCCUAAACCCACUCAAACCCUCGCUCUCCUUUUUCGUGUCUUCUUCUCCCUCGAGGAUUAAAAGGAAUCAAUAAUAAUAAUCACCAUUUUUUUUCUUCUGGAUUUCCCUCGUAAUCUGUGGCAUCUUCUUCGAGGGGGGGUUUCGUCGAAUCUCUCGUUAAUUGACUUCGCAAUGGAUGUUUCUGGAGGGUUUUCGUCGAUUCCCAGAUCCGACUUAAAGAUCGGAGGCAAUGAAUUGGAUGAAAAGGACAACGAAAGGCAGAGUCUUGGCACGAGUGAUAACAAGACUCAACUGUUGUGUUCUUCCAUCAAGACAGAUGUUGAUUGCGACAAGGGAGCUUCGGUUUCAAGCUGUCUGAACGAUGAUUUAUCCUCCUCGGUCUCCUCCUCCUCAAGGAGAGGCGAUAAACCUGGUUCUUCUUCAGAGUGUGGGAGCUCCAGUGUUGUUCCUGUCGAGGGAAACAACGAUCCGAUGAAGCUGUGGAAAGCGAUGAAACAAAACGGGUUUCUCUCUAACCCGCACGGAGGCGGGGUUUCGGUGUCGAGCAGCUGCGUCGUCUCGUCUUCUCACGGAGGGAUACCUGCUCCUCCUAGGAAACGCGGUAGGAGAAGCAAGAGUAGUAUUGACGCUGCUGCAGUGGCGGCGAAGAAGAGGAAGGUGGAGAUCGCGAGGAAAGAGGAAGCUGACAGGUUUGCUAGGCUGGCUGCUCCUAGUGGACUGCUCAAUGAGCUGAACCCUGGGAUUAUAAACCAUGUGAGGAACAAAAGGCAAGUGCUCUCCAUCAUCCAGAGCAUUGUCAAGUCUGAUAAAGACUCGUCGAUGAGGCGUAGUGAUGGUACAGUUGGGGGUUCCAGGAAGAACCUGGAAGAUGUUAACACUGAUGCCUCUAGAUAUGACAUGCCAGAAGAUAACUACCACGAGGAGAGAUGUGAGUUCAGUGAAGAUAACAAUGCAGCUGGUAAGUACUCGGAAAAUGCUAGUUCCUUGUCGAACGAGGACGCAGCGAGUUUGAACCAUGCUAGUGUUCUCACUGUCAAAGCGGCUACAGUAGCGUCUCAAUGGUUGGAACUGCUUCAUCAGGACAUCAAAUGCCGUGUUUCAGCUCUUCGCCGUAGCAAGAAGAGGGUUCGAGCAGUUGUGACCACAGAGCUACCUUUCUUAAUAAGUAAAGAGUUCCCAGCUGAUCAAGAGAAUGAUCCAAAUGGAGCUUCGAGGUCUUCCACGGUGGAUAACCACAAGAACAGAUGGAUGUCGCUGUUUAACCAACUCGAACAAACGCUAUCAGAAGAAGAAAAACAACUGGAGAACUGGUUAAACCAAGUGAGAGAGCUGCAGUCACAUUGCGACCGUGGUCUACAUAACUUGAGCUUGAGUUCUGGUCAGAACUUCUUGCAGUUAGGAAUGCCAUCGCACUCUAGAGCUGCGGAUGCACUGCUCUCAGAUAAGGACUUCGUAGUUAGAGCAGCCGCAGCCUCCAUAUACUCGACCUGCAACUUUCUAGCAUCAAAGGAGAAUAUAGCCUUUACCUGAUGAAGAACUCCUUUAAGCUUCUGACCAGUUUCUGAUUUAAGCUUUUUAGUUAACAACUUUUUGUCAGUUAGCUUUCGUAGCAGAGUUUUUCUUUUAUGUGCAUUUGUAACACUAGUAGCAUUGCUCAUCGCCCUUGUCUUUUUCUUCUUUUAUAGAUUUUUUUUUCUCUGAGUUAGUUAACACCUGAAAGUUAUAAACAUCUCGUUUGAUUAGUAAAAUAUUAUUAAUAGUUAUGGUAUCAUGA
Raphanus sativus (radish) is the source of this 1882-nucleotide messenger RNA. RefSeq lists its product as uncharacterized. The record is from RefSeq and is a predicted model, not a curated record. Bases 280 to 1638 code for a protein of 452 amino acids. The transcript has 6 exons. NCBI's taxonomy places the organism in Eukaryota, Viridiplantae, Streptophyta, Magnoliopsida, Brassicales, Brassicaceae.